AAAAUCGAAAAACGAACAAACCAGCUAUGAAGUGUGAACUGUGUUUGAAGUGUAGAUCUGUGUAUAAAGCUACUUUAAUCCAGUGUUGGAGCUGGAGUUUUGAUUUAAAAACCAGUAACUGUGGACUUUGACUCGUCUAGGUCAUUUUGGUUACACUGCAAUGAGGAAUUCAAAGCAGGAAGUUUCAGGAUUAUGUGCACUUUGACACACGAGGGACUGCGGUGAGACUAAAUCAGUGAGAGAGAGAGAGAGAGGGAGAGAGAGAGAGAGUGGGAGGGACGACUCCUGAGUCAGGACAGUGACGAAGGUUCAAUUUUCACAUGACUCAGAUACUUCUUGGUAAAUGACUAAACAUAGAGCUGAAAAGUCUGUGGAGAGAAAACACACUUCAGAGUGGAUUACCUACAAUGGAUAACUAAACAUGCCCUCCAUGCCAGUGUACAGUUUGAGCCAGGAUAACAAGUUAAUCUCCAGCCUAAGGUUGUGAUGGGGAGGAAGUCACAACUUGUCUGACAAGGUUUUCACGCUGUUCCCAAAGAAAGAUAUUUGGAGAAAAAUGCUGUAGCACUCAUAUCUUUCAAUCAGACCGACCUCGGGCAAAAUGUUUCUUCCUGGAUGGUCUGUUUGCUGUAUUUUACUGACUCUUCGUGUGUCAGCCUGUGUUUCUGAGAUUUCUGAAAAUGAUGACCCUGAAGUCAAUUGCUCACAGGGUCUCUUUGAUUGCAUCAGGAAGAAUGUGAGUCCCCUUAGUGAAGCAGAGAAUGAUGCUGUGGAUGUCCAAAACCUGACAGCACAUUUCAAGCUCUGCUGCAAGGACAGAGCGCAGUGUAUACUAUGUCUGGUGAUAGACACAGGAAUCAACAUCAAUCUGAAUAAAACGAUGGAGAAUGAAGACCACUCUGGCGAUGAUGAUGAGGAUUAUAGUGAGGAAACGAGGAAUCCAAAAGCGUCUGUGACAGUGUGUUACAAAGCAGCACCUACCAUGCCCACAUGCAAGAAGGUGGAGUUUACGGUUAAUCACACCGCUCCUUAUCGGGAUAUACAGGCAAAGAUUUCCAUGGUGAUUACUAAACCAGCUGGGAUUACCUUCAGCAGUCAUGUGAGGGUUUAUUCUAAACCAUCAUAUAGAACCCAAGAUGUUGUUGUUCCUUCUCUAAAUGAAGUGUGCUCCCAGGAGCUGCAGGAGCGUGUCGAAGAGUGCCAUGUUCCUAAACUGCGCAGUGUAAUUAACCAAAAGAUGAAUCGGGUCGAGCUGCAGUCUGUUGACAGCAAUAAGAGCUUCCCCUCUGUGUGUGUCCAGUAUGAGAACAAUGGAAGAUGUCAGAAGUUGGACAGGACGACCAUCCCACUGUAUUCUGUGACCCGCUGCAUGUGUUUUGAGGUAUGGGAUGAGAAAGAUGAGAGGUUGAGGCGCUCUCAAAGCUGUCCCUUCAUUAACACAACAAAGUCUGAAGACAUCCAAAGGAACCUGUGGCAGAAUGUGUCAGUGUCUGUAGGCCAAGGUCAAACAAACGACUACCUCUCAAUGCUGUGGUGGAACCUGUCUGCCCCCUGCAGGCUGGAGGGUGAAGUGUGGCCUUGUCACAAAGAGAGCAGCUGCAGGGAGAUAAAGGGCUUUAAACAACAGCUGACAAAUGAGACAUGGAUACAAAACAAAAAGGGAAAGUGGGAGAAACAUGGGGUGUUUGAAGAAAUCGACCUUCAGCUCUCACCAUGCGUGAUGGUUAAAGUAAAAGGGAUGGCACAUGACCUGGGUCCAUUCUGUUUUAAAAACACUGACAGGUGGCGCUGGAGCCUGCUGGUUGUUGGUGUUAUGCUGCUGAUUUGCUUGACUGUGCUUAUAUUUUAUCUCUUUCAUGACUUUGUUAAGAAAUGGGUGUGGAGCUGGCAUCAUGGCAGAUUUGUAGAGAUUGGAAGAGAGCAACUUCAUGUGGUGUUGCUGAGCCCCCCAGAUGUGGACGAUGGUGUUUCAGAGGCAGUAUGUCGGCUCGGCUCCCUGCUCUGUAACCAGGGCUUCAGUGUGUCAGUGGACCAGUGGUGCAGGAAGGAGCAAUGCACUCUGGGGCCUCUGCCAUGGCUGCACUCCCAGCUGCCAGAGCUGAACAGCCAGGGAGGACGAGUUGUGCUCGUCUUGACCCGCAAAGCCUUGGAAAAAGUUGAGGAAUGGUCUCAACAGCACAAAGAGGGUAUAAAGACCAAGGGGGAAGACAAGGGUCUCUUUCAGAUUGCGUCCCCUUACUCUGACGUGUUCACGGCCUCCCUGUGCAUCAUACAAGCAGACAAGCAGCUGGGCAGAGCUGGAGAACAUUUUCUACUGGUGAAAUUUGACUCCCAUCCACGCAUUGACAGGAGAGAGCUACCAGAGCUUCUUCAGGGGCUGAUGUUGUUCCAGCUUCCCUCUGAGACCCAGGCUCUCUUGACUGAGCUCACUGUGGGAGGGACAAGGAGGGGGUCCGGUGGAAGGACAUGGACAGGGUGGAAAUGGAGUGCCUCAGAUGGAUGGAGAGCAAAGACUAAAGAGGAACCGCACUGUAAAUAUGUUGGAGUUCAGAAAAACUUUGAGACAAAGCCUUUGAAACGUCCAUAAAUCUUUUUUUUUACUGAUCAGUAUUGUUGCUCUGUGCAUAUGAAGGACAUAAAAAUUGUGGAUGAGUUAAAUAAAGGACACCAUUUAGUGCUGGAUAACAAUAA
Messenger RNA from Dicentrarchus labrax (European seabass), 2691 nucleotides. It is a transcript of the gene il17rc, whose product is annotated as interleukin 17 receptor C. Lineage: Eukaryota; Metazoa; Chordata; Actinopteri; Moronidae. Gene Ontology annotation, molecular function: interleukin-17 receptor activity. The transcript has 15 exons. Bases 602 to 2587 code for a protein of 661 amino acids. The record is from RefSeq and is a predicted model, not a curated record.